Messenger RNA from Ambispora gerdemannii, 125 nucleotides. NCBI's taxonomy places the organism in Eukaryota, Fungi, Glomeromycota, Glomeromycetes, Archaeosporales, Ambisporaceae. The record is from the annotation of a GenBank genome assembly.
GAACGGAUGAAGAGAUACCUAGUGAAGUUUCAACUGAAGCAACAGGCAACGAAAACGAAUUGGACGACGAUAUGGACGGAGUAGUACAGGCAAUAGGAAAUUUAGUGAAUGAGAUGCAGGCUUAA